Thelazia callipaeda (thelaziosis nematode) is the source of this 1421-nucleotide messenger RNA. Lineage: Eukaryota; Metazoa; Nematoda; Chromadorea; Rhabditida; Thelaziidae. The record is from the annotation of a GenBank genome assembly.
AUGAGAAGCGCAGGUGGACGUGUAAGCUUUCGAUAUAUUUGGACUACAAAAGUUUUGCUGCGACAGAUUAACGAUAACGAAGCGGUGAUUUUGCGCGUUUCACCGAAAUUCGCAACUGUUCAUGGUUAUGUUGCAUUUCAGUGGUCGCUGCAAAUGCGCGGCACAGUAUUCGUCAAUGACGAAGGAGACAAGAAUUCUGCAGAUCAAAGUGAUGAAGAAGCAAGUCAAGAAUUAGAUUACGUCUCUUUAUCCUUGUACUUCAACGAUGGACCCGUUCCUGUAAUCAGUGACCUGCGUACAACUCUUCGAAUUCUAGAGAACAAAAAGUGUAAUAUAGAAUGCAACGAUGACAGUUACAUCAUUAGUGAAACUAUGACUGUGAAUGUCCUUCGUGGCAAAGAGACGGAAUUGGCGGCAACUAAGCGAUUUAAUAUUUCAAACUACAUUAAGGAAAAUGUUGGCCGAGUGAUACGUUUAUCUAUUGUGUUAAAUUUUUGUCAGGAAUAUUUUGAUGCUAGUUUUUAUCUAAAAAUUCAUCAUUCAACCUCAAUUUCGUCAUUUCUUACCACAAAUUACCGGGCACGUGCAUCAUCCAAAGUAUUCAAAAGGCGUUCACGCAAAUCCAAAUCAUCUGAUAACUUGGAUGAAAGUUGUAAUAGAAAGUUGUCGUUGAAACAAGAAGAAGAUUUUGAAGAGAUUUUCAAUCAAAUAAUGAAUCAGGAAAGAGAACGUCGAGAAAAAGCCCAUUCUGUUGCUGAUUUCAGCAGCUGGAAAGGAGUCAAAGGCGGACCUGCGUUAGUUGUUCAUUAUGAUGCAAUUAAAAUUUCGUAUGAAACGGUACUUUUCAAGAAACUACUAACAGCGUGUUGCAAUGGUUGCCAGAGAAAGGCCAAGUUGUUAGAAGAGGAAAGUCUGGAAGCAGAUCUAGAAGAAACGGAUGAAAUGAACGAUGAAAGCACUUUCGAAUGCAACGAACAAAACCAAGAAGGAGUACACGAAGUGUUAGCGAAUAUGUUCUUUACAAAGGUUGCCAUGCCUGAAAUGGAUUACGUUGAAGAUUUUGCUGAUUUCUUAAUUGAUGUCGAAUUGAAUAAGUUAUGUGUGUUAAAACGAGCAUGUGAGAAUUACCUUUGUAACGAGUUGCGCUCAAAGAAAGACCUGAUAACAUCCCUACUGCUUGAUUUGUUAUUUCUCACUAUUGUUUUCAAUCUACCGAUCCUGAAAUCUAUGACACUUUCCGAACUAUCUAAUCGUCCCGAAGAACUGAACGAACCUCAUGCUUUACUAGCUCUUGAGGAGUACAAAAGUAUUGACCGUAGAAUGAAAAAACUUAGUGGAAGGAAUCUUAUUGAAUUGAUCGAAGAAGUUAAACGGUUCCGAGAGCAGAGGUUACGCACGCAACUAGUCCACGUGGAGUGAGA